This is a messenger RNA of Xylaria bambusicola, 972 nucleotides long. RefSeq names its product histidine phosphatase superfamily. The transcript is spliced from 3 exons. Bases 1 to 972 code for a protein of 323 amino acids. The record is from RefSeq and is a predicted model, not a curated record. Lineage: Eukaryota; Fungi; Ascomycota; Sordariomycetes; Xylariales; Xylariaceae.
AUGUCACUAGAGGUCAUAUAUGUAGUCCGCCACGGGUUUAGGUCUGCCUGGAGCGUAGACCCCGUUACUGGUACCUACACUGCGCAUAUUCGGUCGCCGACAGGCUUGCCAACGGACCCGGCACUCACGUCUCAUGGCGUUGAGCAGGCUAACGAGCUAGCUGUGCAUUUGCUAGGCCUCAACCCGCCAAUAGACCAGGUUUAUUCCAGUCCUUACUACAGGUGCCUGCAAACGAUAUCGCCCUUUGUCUCACGGCACAACGACAGACGGGCCAAGGUCUCAGUGUCCGACGAUGAUAUACCUUCUUCACGUUUGAGCAUAAACGUGGACGCGGGGUUGGGCGAAUGGUAUGGACAAGCACACUUCGAGCACCCUACUUCCGCACCCCUGAGUGACUUGCAUGGCUUGUUUGCCGACAUUGAUCCGAAAUAUGUCUCUUCACCUGCACCUCGCCGUCGCGGGGAGUCGAUACCGCAACUAUACCAACGCGUGUCUUCCUGUAUAGAGCGUAUUAUUGCUCAAUGUGAUAGAGAGGGCAGGAGAUCAGUCUUGAUAUCUACCCAUGCUGCAGUUGUCAUUGUUCUCGGACGGCUACUCACCGGCAUGGUACCAGAUGAUACUACUGUAGAGGACUUUAGAGCCUUCACAUGCGGGCUAAGCACGUAUCGACGGCAAAUGGCUGGUCAGGAUGGCCGUAUUUCAUUGGAUUCUCGGGAACGUGGUAGAAAAAACAACGGAGGACCAUACCAGAGACCUGCCUUUGAUCUAUCCACCCGCUGGACAAGCGAGACAAAUUCGGACUGUAGCUUCCUUCGCCUUGGUGAAGAACGUGGAUGGACGUUCUCGGGAGAUGAAUCGUUUGUCGAAUUGGGUCAGGAAGACUCGCCAUCGUCUACAACAGAAUCACAGCCCAACACUGCUGUCAGGGAAAGCGGGGAUAGUUCCAGCCACACUAAUAUCUCCAAGCUCUGA